AUGAUCAAUAGUCACGUCCUCCAGCAAGCUUCUGAAAUAGCGCAGUCACCUCGAUUCACGUUUCAGACGACUCAGCUACCAGCCAAGCCUCGCCAGGUCGACGUCGAUGGCACACUCGCAAAGCGUGGCCGAAGAAAGAUCGUACUACACAAGCGCAUCUUCCAGGGCACACAGCUAUCGCUCAACGGCUUCUUCAUCUUCUUCACCUGGUACUUUGCCCAAUACUGGUACGUCAUACUGCCAAUCAUCUCGGCUGCUAUCGCUCUGAACGUCGUCAUGAUCAUUUCCCUGAUCUGCAAGCGGACGUGGACUGCUAUCCGACCGGAAGAGAAGAUCACGCCCGAGACCCCGGAGUCUCUGGUCUACAUUGUUCCCUGCUACAACGAGACCAAGGAAGAGUUGACUCGUUCCCUGGACUCGCUCAUUGCGCAGCAGAAGGUCGACGAUCACAAACAGGCGAUCGUUAUCAUCUGCGACGGCAAAGUACGUGGACCUGGCAUGGAGAAGACCACUGCAGACUAUCUGCUCGACGAUAUCCUCAAGGAUCGGACACUCCGCAAGCGCAUUCCGGGGGGUUAUACCGCAUGGGACAGCCGGCCGAUGGAUGUCACUGUGCAGAGCGGGCGAUACAAGUCUCUGCCAUAUUUCUGCAUCGUCAAGGAACAGAACCAAGGCAAGCGCGAUGGCCUUAUCGCAGUCCGCUCUUUCCUCUACAACUUCAACCGACGACAGGAGAAGCCUGCCACUAUUAUGAACCAAGAAUACUUCGAUACCAUGGCUUCGUGGAUGCUCCAAGACGCCGGCAUCGAGCAUGUCGACGACCUCAUCGGCAUGGACGCAGACACCGUCUUUGCCGACGAAUGUGCCUACGAACUCGUUCAGACCAGUCGAUUCAAAGGCACCAUGGGUGUGGCGGGUUACGUUGCUGUCGACUGGAAGAACAAACUGUGGGGUUUCUGGCGACUAUACCAGAACACGGAGUACACCAUCACUCAAUGCCUGCGUCGACUCCAUCAGGGUAGAGUGACCCACAAAGUGUCCUGCUUGCCGGGCGCCUGCCAACUCCUCAAAAUCUGCGAGGAGACCUGCGGUGACCGCGUGCUGUUGGAGCUGUUCGGAAGAUGCCCAGACUUCAAGGACGGAUUACUCAAACACAUUCAAGCAUCGGCCUCGGAGGACCGGAAUCAUGUGUGCCAUAUGCUCACGGCCCGACCAGAGUCCAAGACCAGACAGGCACUGAGAGCCAAAGCAUACACUGAUGUGCCCGUCACCUGGGCUGUAUACCUCUCUCAACGACGGAGAUGGAGUCUCGGUGCGACUGGUAACGACUGGCUUCUCUGCUGGGCACCGGGUAUGCAGUGGUUCGAACGGAUUCUUUCCAUUGUAUCCGCUUUGACUUGGUUUCUCACGCCGUUUGUGUUCGCGGCUUAUGGCAGCUUUAUUUAUGCUAUUGUUGUCCACCCUUCGACCACGCUGCUUGCGAUCACAUCCAUCAUGCUGGUCCCGAUCGUCUACUACAUUUGUAUCCCGGCGUGGCACGCACAGUCUUGGAAAGAAGUCUUCCAAUUCUGGACAGGCUUGCUGAUCUACAUCUUUUUUGGACCGUUCUGCAGAAUGAUUGUGCUGUGCUAUUCGGUCAAGAAUAUCGACUCGUUUGGCUGGGGCAAGACGAGGCAGGUUAUUGCAGAGGACGGGGAGAAGAGCGGGAAGCUGGCACCUGCAGGGCUCCCAGACCAGACGAAAUCGACCGAGUCGUUACCAGAGCGGUCGCCUUCGGUCGGCGAUGAUCACCUGAAUGAGACUGCGAGAGACAUCGGUGACGAAGAGAAGACCGUUGGGACAUGA
Zymoseptoria tritici IPO323 is the source of this 1845-nucleotide messenger RNA. RefSeq lists its product as uncharacterized. Gene Ontology annotation, cellular component: cell periphery; cell septum. The transcript is spliced from 2 exons. Lineage: Eukaryota; Fungi; Ascomycota; Dothideomycetes; Mycosphaerellales; Mycosphaerellaceae. Gene Ontology annotation, molecular function: chitin synthase activity. The record is from RefSeq and is a predicted model, not a curated record. The coding region runs from base 1 to 1845 and encodes 614 amino acids.